CGCUCACAGUCGAAUACUGAAGAACAAACUGUUAGCUAUUUGUUUCCACCAAAAUUUUAAGGUUUUGAAAACAAUGCUAUAAAAAGAAUACGAAAGUACAUUUGAAAAUAGUAAAAUGUUGCUGCUUAGUAAAAAUUGCAGUUCAAACAUUACUAUUUUGUUAAGGUGUACUUCGAAUGAACCAUUUGUACACGUAUUCUGUCAAACGUCACGUCAAUAUUUUAAAAUGUCUUCUGAGACUUCGAAAGAGGUGACAGUCAACAAGUGGGAUGUUGGUGCGCUAAAAAUAGCACUUGAUGAUGCAGCUAAAGAGUUAUUCAUGAAAAAGCAUGGUUUACUCGAGACACACAAGCUUUUCGAUGGACGACUAAUAUUAUGUACGAUAUCUGUCCUAAUAGCUGGUUUCGGAGUCUUAUUCGAUUACUUGUACCCACAUCCUCAUUCCCGAGCAGUACUUAUAGUUUGUGUUACACUUUACUUCCUCCUGUCUGCUAUAAUUACACUGUAUGUAAUGUAUAUAGAGAAGAAUGUCUUCUUUACUGGACUCAAAGAAGAUAAGACGGGAUUAGAUCCAGCCGACUCAUGGACAGUAUGCUCAUAUAUGAACAAAUAUGAUCCCAUAUAUCAUUUAAGCUUAACGGUAUGUGACGGCAUUACUAAAAAGGUCAAAACGCUUUCCGUCAAAAAGUCCGCUGCGGAGUUCUUCAACAUAAAAGGCGAACUACAGAGAAGUAUAUAUGAUGGGUUUUUGCAGAACUUGGUAUCUGACUUGUAUAGUGAUAAGAAAAGUAAUUAAUCAAUAGAAUCUCUGUUAACUAUUUGUAUAAUUUCAUUUUCUCACUGUUGUAUGUUGUGUUCAAAGUCAGAUUUAUGUGCUGUAAAAACCAUACGUUCAUACUCUUACAGUUUUGUGUAUUCUAACAUAAUUUAACACGAGCAUUCAUAGUACUUCGUUUCAACUUUAGGCACUUUUUAUGUUAAUGAAUAUGUAAACUUAGUCUAUGAAUCGAUCACAAUGGCGUCGGUGUAUACACUCUCUGUCUUCCCUUAAACUAAGAGAUGAAAAUCACUACAUAUCUUUCUUCCUGUACUAUAUCCUUAUAUGCAAUCUUUCUUUGAUAUAUUACCACCUCUGAAUUAACUACUUUUAUGAAUCCGGUGUCCAUUUUGUUGUGUUAAUGAGGUAUGGCAACUUGGAUCGAUGCAUAUAUGUGCCUGGUCCUACGUUGUAGCUGACUGACUAUUGAAUUAACAGGUGUUGGUUUGAGUCGUGUAAGAGAAAGGUAGAUGGCUUUUGUUCGUGACUCUUUACAGGUCAGCAAUUGGAGGCUGCAAAAUAUUGAGCAGUGGUCUAUACACCCACUCUUCAUGUUGUUCCGGACCUAUUUGCCUUUCUUAGUCUAUGUCAAUUGUGUAUCUUUCGGAUUGUAUUUUUAUGUUGAGAUAUGUAGCAGCUUAAACUGAUGCAUUUCCCGCAGUCUACUACAAUACAUUUCUUCUUUCCAUUAUUGUAAUAGUUCAGUUCUCAGUACUUCUAUAGAUAGUCCCUUGAAAACGAUGUGACCUAAGAUGUUUUAUGACAGCAUCACUAAACUGACCUACUAGACGUCUGUAGUAUUCCUAGAAUAAAUCCUCAGAUCUCUAUCAGUAACUAUGUAGCAGUUCUUGAGCCAACUAUGCGUAAAGCGAGAGGUCUUGUUUGUGUGUUUAAGACCUUUAAAACUCAACGAAUUGGUUAAACAUGCCGUGACUAAAACUGGGCAAGCGUAUCCUGUCCUGUCUUAGUAGGAUGUACCUUUUGGUCGGACGGGGACUAUCUAGCGGUUGGUUGAACUGUAUUUUAUGCUACUUGUUAUUUUCAACUUAAUUUCCUAGUCAUACCGUUGUGACAGUCAGCUACAACGUGGGACCAGGCACAGGUAUGCAUCGGUCCAAGUUGCCAUACCUCGAUAAUUAUUAGACGCCUAACUAAUACUCGUGAACUGCAAACACGAGAAAAUCAAGCCGGCUUCAGACCUUUUCGUGGCUGCAUCGACCCCAUAUUCACCAUUCGUCAGGUUCUAGAACAUAGGCAUACUUAUCGGCGUCCGACAAUGGUGGUCUUUCUCGACUUAAAAGCAGCAUUUGACUACGUAGACCGUGACAUCCUGUGGCAGUGUCUGUCAUUGAAAAGUGUACCUCAGAAGUACAUAAACCUUAUGAAGGCUCUUUACUCGAACAUUACAAGUCGAGUCAGAGCUUAUGGCGAACCGUCAUCUGCUAUUGCAACCUCAAGUGGUGUCCGUCAUGGCUGUCCACUUU
This is a messenger RNA of Schistosoma haematobium, 2301 nucleotides long. It is a transcript of the gene SPCS2, whose product is annotated as Signal peptidase complex subunit 2. Bases 116 to 796 code for a protein of 226 amino acids. The record is from RefSeq and is a predicted model, not a curated record. Lineage: Eukaryota; Metazoa; Platyhelminthes; Trematoda; Strigeidida; Schistosomatidae. The transcript has 4 exons. Gene Ontology annotation, cellular component: membrane; signal peptidase complex. Gene Ontology annotation, biological process: protein targeting to ER.